UUUUCCUUUUCUUUGUGCCCAUUAAAUUUUGAUUUUCGAAUUUUUUUUAUUCUGCUGGCUGAGAAACGACGCCGCUUUGCCAUCGCCAACAUUUGUUGACCUCCGCCGUUGAUUAGUCUGCCGCCCCGCCGCUGCUCCACCCGAUGCACCUGUACCACGGCACCGCUUUUUUCCUCCAAUAAAUUAGCUUUCAUCUUUUCUCUUCGCAUUCAACCGGUUCCAAGAUUCAACCUUUUUCCGAUUCCUGGAUAACUCUUUCGUUACUGUCACAGUUUCAGCCACCGUCGAUAUGACUACGGCAAUGAAGCUGCAUCGCACCUCGUCCUCGAGACCGGCGACUCCUCCGCUGGCGUUGUGUAACGAUGCCGAAUUAGAGAAGAAUAGCCCCCUUUUGGAAAGAGAAGAAACGACGCCGUUUGAAGAAGAGUUGCUCUCCAACUUAAAGAAGCGUGGUUUUUAAUUGACGCUUUUAUCAAUUCUCUGCCCAACGCAACGACGUCGUAUUGCCUUGGUCAUUUCAGUAUAAAUAGCCGAUUCCGGGAUUGGGAAAGGCAAGCAAUUUCAGAAUCUAGUUUGUAGUUAGGUUAGUGUAGCUCGUCUUUUAGCCUAAUUUUUCUCAUUUUUCCUAUCUUUAAUCUUGUAAUCGAACACAAUUUCUGAGCAAUGGAUUACUGUUAUUAUGAAUCUAAUUCGAUUCAUAACAAAUGGUAUCAGAGCAUCGAUGCUGGGAAGGGAAGGGCAACGAUGGUUGAUGGCAACCCAUCAACCAAUUCUGGUUUUCCUAGGUUUGAUGGACAAUACCCUAGGAUUUGGUUGUGGAGGUGUAACAGAUAUUUCCUUGUGAAUCCCAUGAACGAGCAACAAAAGGUGUUCAUGGCAUCAAUGCAUUUAGAUGGCAAAGUAAAUGUCUGGUAUACCGAGUACGCUGAUGUCCUAGAAUAUUUUGGAUGGGAAACAUUUUCAAAUAUUGUGAAAGAUACAUUCAGUGAAGAGGAAGGGGUUAGUUCGGUAGCGGAGUUCAAUCGGCUCAAGCAAGUGUCUAGUGUGGAGGAUCUAUCUUCUGAAAUAGAAGGCACAAAUGAAGAACACAAGGUGUUCGAUGAAAUGACAAAGACAAAGUCCAAACUCAUCACUAAUGGAAAAGAAGAACACUUGGCAGCGGUUAAUGUCGGUAAAACUUUAUUCAUGGAAGAGACUUCUGAGAUUUUGGAACACCAAGUGUUUGAUAAAAUGGCAGAAUCAAGAUGUGAAGCUUUUGUUGGCGAAAAUGAGGAUAAUCUAAAUGUGAAUGAUGACGAUCUAAACGGUGAUGAGAGGCAGAAGAAAAGAGAGUCAGAGAAGAACUUUGUCCUUGACGGGGAUGAUUAUAAACUUUUCCGGGAAAGCCACAUCUCUGUUCAUCGUCCAAAACUUGGAAACAAGAAGUUUAAGGGACCAAAAACGGCUCGGGGGGAUACAAAAGAAGAGCCUCCUGGACUUCCAAAUCAUGAGAAGUUCGAUGAAGGUGGAACACACGGGCAUACAACUGAGCAGGAUCUUAAGCGCAACUUGCGUGGUGAUAAUGAUGGGCAACCACUCGAGGAAUUGCUGAUGGAGGCUGUUUUGAUUGAAGGACGCCAUAUGUUCAAAAAAAUGGCCAAACCGAAACUGGAACGCAAUAUGUUCGAUGAAACAAAAUCAAAAUUGGAAUCCUUUGCCGGAGAAGAAAUCAAAGCUUGUUCGGGUGACAAAUUUCAAGUGAUUUGUUUGGACAUGGGUGACCUUGGCGGCAAAAUUUGGAAUGGGUCGCUAACUAAUAUUGAGUCAGAUGAAUUAAUAUGUUUGAAGAAUCUUUUUCCAGCAAAUAGAUUGAAGUGCGCGAAGCCAUGGCGAAUGCCACCGGAGCCUCCACCUCUGCAUUAUGAAGAGGAAUUCAACUACUCAACAUCAACCUCUAUUCAAUUUACAAAAGUUAUGAAAGAGAUCAGCCAACAAGCAUAUUGGAUUAGGGAUUUCGUGAAGAAAAAAUGUUGUUACAAGUGGUUCGCGAACGACGGAGACUGGUUUUCUAGUCGGAGUAGGUUUUGGGACACUCCACUUUCCAUUGGGAAAGAAGGGUGUUGGCCGUGUAAUAAAUAUUUAUUUUUUGUUGUUGAGAAUGGAGUCGGAAAUAGGGAGAGUGGAACGAAUAUGAGAAUUGGAGCUGUGGUAAGCGAGAUUUGGACAGGAGAUGUCAUUUAUUGGGAGUUUGGUGAUAAUUUUGUGUCGGCUGAAUUGGAGGAUAUUUUCUUCAAUUUGUCUCCUGCUGAGUUACUUCCUGGAAUACCCUUGUCUAAACCGGCUGAGAAGUUGCUCUUGGCAUAUGCUAGACCAGCCUCAAAUGUUCGAAUUAAACAUACCUCAAAAGGUGGUGACAAUUUUCAAGCUGAAAUAAUCUCGUUCGUGGAACUCGCAGCUACUUCAAGUGGAAUUUCCCAUAAAUUGCAUGAAUGUGGUGUUUUAUGGAGCGCCCUUGAACGAUCUGUUUGUACUCUGAAGCUUACCAUUGUUCUUGCAAAAGGCAUGUUUCGUAUAUUCUGGAUUGUAGAUGAGAAAACCGUUGCCUCCUUUAAAAAGCUUGCAGCAAUUCCUCGAAUGCUCAAGGUACAAAAGUCUAAAAGAUUUUGCUCUCCAAGUGCUUUAGCCGAAAGCACUUCCUGUGAAGCGGCAUUUCAUGAUGUCCAUGAAAUUUCUUUAACACUUGAGAUGACUUGGAGUGGGGCGAAGUGCAUGAAAAAAUUGAUGGAAUUGUUUGCAAAGUACUUCUCAUUAUCAGAUGAUGCAAAAUUUUCCAUUUUGUGCACUUCUAUGUGUAUCACUUUUAUGUUUGACUUGUUUUGGGAAGAGGGCCUAAGAAGUGUUAUGCUCAAGUAUGUUCUCGAGUUUAAGAAGAUCGUCCCAUUGUCCGAAGAGGAUCAAAAGGCAAAAGUGUUCAUGUGCUCCAAGUACCUGGAGACAUUCACACAAUUGGACGAACAAGUUAAUAAUUUCGCGGAAUUGUCAAUUGAGCUACUAGCUGAAAAUGAGGAGAAGUUGAUUCUGAAUGUCAUCCAAAUGGUGACUUGCUUGCUGUUGCAGAAUGAAACUUCAAAAGUUGUUUUUAAUGUUCUUGAAUUUUCUACAUCUCACGGUGAAAAAGAAUUAGUUGUUUGCUUGAGUGAUGAUGGUUGUAAGUUUUGGGGCAUGUUGGUGUCUAAUCUUGAAAAUGACAUGGGUAGUCUUGAUAGCAAUAGCUCGUUUAUACCAAGACGCCGCCCUCCGCCGGAGCCACCGCCGGUUACUAGUUGGAGUUAUCUCACUGUAAUUAUCGUUGCUCAUGAUCCAUGCCAUUAAUUUAAAAAAUGAAGUGGGGCCCUUUGACAAAGAAGCUAAGGAGGGAUCUAAUGCUCGGAUCCUCGAUGCUCAAUAUGUUAUAGCCUUGAGGACAAGGCUGUCAUUAAGGGGGAAGGAAUGUAACGAUGCCGAAUUAGAGAAGAAUAGCCCCCUUUUGGAAAGAGAAGAAACGACGCCGUUUGAAGAAGAGUUGCUCUCCAACUUAAAGAAGCGUGGUUUUUAAUUGACGCUUUUAUCAAUUCUCUGCCCAACGCAACGACGUCGUAUUGCCUUGGUCAUUUCAGUAUAAAUAGCCGAUUCCGGGAUUGGGAAAGGCAAGCAAUUUCAGAAUCUAGUUUGUAGUUAGGUUAGUGUAGCUCGUCUUUUAGCCUAAUUUUUCUCAUUUUUCCUAUCUUUAAUCUUGUAAUCGAACACAAUUUCUGAGCAAUGGAUUACUGUUAUUAUGAAUC
Messenger RNA from Erythranthe guttata (spotted monkey flower), 3800 nucleotides. Lineage: Eukaryota; Viridiplantae; Streptophyta; Magnoliopsida; Lamiales; Phrymaceae. The record is from RefSeq and is a predicted model, not a curated record.